UAUAUAACUGUGGUUGAGCUUCUGUUCCCAAACUGAAGAAGAAAAUGGAUAAAAAACUUUGUGUGAUGGUUUUACUCUUAACGGAAAUGUUGGAGGGACUAUAUGGAAACAUCAUUCAACCGGAUUCAGUUUUAUCAGUUCAUGAAGGAGAUGCAGUGGUAUUGUCCUGCUUCAUUUCAUCAAAACAAAUAAGUCUGGCUUCAUGGUUCAAGCAAGUCACUGGAGAAGAACCACGUCUCAUCGCUUCCUUACUUCUCCAUCCAUCAAAAAGCCAAUUUUAUAAUGAAUUUGACAAAAGUCAUUUUGAAGUGUCAAGAGUUAUUGACACUUUUAAUCUGACGAUCAUGAACACCGUACAAUCAGAUUCAGCCACAUACUACUGUACAACAUCUUUCACUAAUAUCCUUAACUUUGGAAAUGGCACUUUUCUGGUUAUUAAAGGAGCAGAAAUCAGCAAACCCACUCAUGUACAGCUGCCCAAGUUUGAACUAGUUGAGUCGGCGGUAAAUGUGCCUCUACAGUGUUCAAUCCAAAACCAGUUCGUGAGUGGUGGAGGUGAACAUCGUCUCUACUGGUUCAGACAUGGAUCAGGAGAAUCUCCUCCAGGAUCCAUUUAUAUUCAUGGAAACACAAGUGAUCAGUGUUUGGAGAGCUCUGAAGCUGGCUGUCUUUCACCGACCUGCGUGUACAACCUCCCAAAGAAAAAGUUCAGUUCAUCAGAUGCUGGAAUUCACUACUGUGCACUGGCCACGUGUGGAGAGGCUUUAUUCGGAAAUGAUCCUAAACUGAAUCCUGACAACUUCAAGAGCCAGAACACACACUUAAUCUUUAUAACGGUCCUUACGGUGCUGCUGACAUCCAACUUUACGAUCAAUAUUCUGCUGUGCUGCAUGAGGAGGAAAGAGUCUAUUAGUGCAAUAGACAGCAAAUAUCAGCAAAUCCAGAUUACUGAUGAUGAUGAUGUGUCAAUAAUUCAGGUUUGUCAAAUGAAACUCUCCAGAUGUAAAACCACUUAUAAUACAUUUAUUAUGAUUUAUCAUUAUAAUUUUGUCGAAGUUUAAAUUAUAUUGUCUGGAAUGUUCU
Rhinichthys klamathensis goyatoka is the source of this 1083-nucleotide messenger RNA. RefSeq lists its product as uncharacterized. Lineage: Eukaryota; Metazoa; Chordata; Actinopteri; Cypriniformes; Leuciscidae. The transcript has 5 exons. The record is from RefSeq and is a predicted model, not a curated record. Gene Ontology annotation, biological process: response to bacterium. The coding region runs from base 45 to 1061 and encodes 338 amino acids.